AUGUCAACAAUGCAAAGACAAGUCGGGGUCCAGGGCUCCCUCCUCGCUGAUGGGGACUGCUUCGAUAUGUGGCACGACUACAUGAAGCUGGGCAGGCUGCUGGAGAGGCUGUGCCGCGGGCGUGAGGAGGACCACAGAGACGCCGAGGGCCCAAAGAAGGACCAGGCCGCGCCGUGGAGCCACAUCCAAGUCUCAUCCCGGCAGGAGGAGUACAAACACUCCACAGAGAGCAGCUCGGCCAGCAGCCUGUCUGACACCAGCUGCAGCGGGACUUCCUCAGUCUGCUGCCGCUUCUGCAAGCAGAACGGAGAGUCUCCGAUGGUGUACCGCUCACACAAGCUGAAAUCCGACGAAGGGAGAGUCACCUGCCCCAUCCUUCGGAACUACACCUGUCCCAUCUGUGACGCCACCGGGGACUACGCUCACACACGCAGGUACUGCCCGCAGGCGCAGCGGCGCGAGGCUGCGAGGAUGCUGCGAAGGGGCACGUUCUGGUAA
Messenger RNA from Seriola dumerili (greater amberjack), 498 nucleotides. Its product is annotated as nanos homolog 1-like. The transcript has a single exon. The record is from RefSeq and is a predicted model, not a curated record. Gene Ontology annotation, molecular function: zinc ion binding; mRNA binding. Gene Ontology annotation, biological process: negative regulation of translation; oogenesis. The coding region runs from base 1 to 498 and encodes 165 amino acids. Lineage: Eukaryota; Metazoa; Chordata; Actinopteri; Carangiformes; Carangidae. Gene Ontology annotation, cellular component: perinuclear region of cytoplasm.